Molecule: messenger RNA, 483 nt
Organism: Lasiosphaeria miniovina
Lineage: Eukaryota; Fungi; Ascomycota; Sordariomycetes; Sordariales; Lasiosphaeriaceae
Product: NUDIX domain-containing protein
Exons: 2
Coding region: 1-483 (160 amino acids)
Biological process (GO): adenosine 5'-(hexahydrogen pentaphosphate) catabolic process; diadenosine hexaphosphate catabolic process; diphosphoinositol polyphosphate metabolic process
Cellular component (GO): cytoplasm; nucleus
Molecular function (GO): bis(5'-adenosyl)-pentaphosphatase activity; bis(5'-adenosyl)-hexaphosphatase activity; endopolyphosphatase activity
Source: RefSeq, a predicted model, not a curated record
AUGGCCGCAAGUGGCAGCAAUCGUACUAUGGAGUCGCGGACUGGCCGGGCCAAGCAGAGAUACAACACCAAGGGCGAGCGACUGGUUGCCGGCGUAGUACCGCUGUCGGAGGACAAGACGUACGUGAUGUUGAUCCAGUCAACGCGCCGGAAAGGCUGGGUGCUGCCUAAGGGCGGCUGGGAGACCGACGAGGAAUGCACCGAGGCCGCCGAGCGCGAGGCUUGGGAGGAGGCUGGCAUUGUGGUGCAGAUCGAUUACGACCUCGGCGAGAUCGUGGAGACGCGCCCUUCCAAGAAGCACUCCAAGGACAACGGACGGUCGCUUUACCAGUUCUACGAAGCCACUGUGAUACAAGAGGCUGAAGACUGGCCCGAGAAAGAGAAGCGAGAGCGCAAAUGGUUCACCUAUGCCGAAGCCACCGCACUAUUGCAAGAUCGUCCCGAGCUGCUAAACGCCCUGGAACGGUCGACCAUAGCGAGGUAG